AUGCCGCCCCCGCCCCCGCCCCCGCUCAUCGUCACCACCGACCCCGACACCGCCUCUCCCUUUGACAACCCAUCCACUCCCUCCCCCCAGAGCCCCACCGUUCUCCCCUCAGAAGCCGGCUCCAGCGAUGGCCACGGCCGUAGAGAAUCAGCCAACCUCCCCCCUGUCAACACCAGCCACCUCUCCCCCAGCAAUGCCCGGCUUCACCCAACACACGGCGGCCACUCGCCCUCCCCCUCCUACUCGUCUGCCCUCACACCGCCCUCCCCCACUUUGACAAACUCGUCCUCUGUCCAUUUCUCGGACGAGCUCCCGACCCCGUCUUCGCCGAAUCCCAAAACAUCCCUCGCGCUACGGGAUAACAACCCCAAUGCGGAGAGCGGGAUGGAUACUUUGCAGAUAGGCGAUGAAACGCAUGGGAGACAUGAACGGGCGUGGUCGAUCGGGACUUGGUCGAGUGCUGCGCCGACUACCGAUGGAUUUUCUGUCAAAAAGGCCAAGGAACCAUUGCUGAGAGGUACAUCGGAAAUGUCUGAUCAGACCCGGGCGGAUGAAGAGCCCAGCAAGAAGGACAAGAAGGACAAGAAGGAUAAGAAGAAGAAGGGCGAAGAGCCGCCUUCGGCCCACCUCGAUCCUGACAAGGACACCACAGACCCCACACCCUUCCGCGAAAAGCCCUCCCGCCUGGCCAUGCUCGUCGACCCCAAAUCGCUCGAUGAUCUUGAAAAGAUUGGCGGUGUUGAUGGCCUGUUGGAGGGUCUGGGCGUGGACAAGACAAAGGGACUCGCAGUGGGUACAGAGGAAGGGCACGUGGACUCGGGUGCCCCGAGGAGCGCUGCAGACAUGCCAGGUGGCAAUGGGGCGCACUGGCGUGCUGGUAUGGACGAGCGGCGCAAGGUGUAUGGAAGGAACGAUCUUCCGCAGCGAAACAGCAAGAGCUUGUUGUUGCUCAUGUGGCUUGCCUUCAAGGACAAGGUUUUGAUCCUGCUUUCCGUCGCCGCCGUUGUCUCUCUCGCCCUCGGUCUUUAUCAAGAUCUGGGUACUGCCCCAAAGGUCAUCUACAACGACGACUGUCCCAAUGGCUGUGAAGAAGCCCAAGUCGACUGGGUAGAGGGUGUCGCUAUCGUAGUGGCCAUCAUCAUCGUCGUCAUGGUCGGUUCAGUCAACGAUUGGCAAAAGGAACGCCAAUUCAAAAAGCUCAACGAAAAGCGCGAAGACCGUACCGUCAAGACAAUCCGAGGCGGCAAAGAAAUGCUCAUCAAUGUCAAGGACAUCGUCGUCGGCGACGUGUGUAUCUUGGAACCCGGAGAGAUUUUGCCAGUCGAUGGUGUCUUUCUUCGAGGACACAAUGUCAAGUGCGACGAAUCGGGUGCUACUGGUGAAUCGGACGCUAUCAAAAAGUUUACCUACGACGAUUGUAUUAAAGAGCGAGACAAUCUCGGGCCGAAUGACAAACAAAAGAGGGACUGUUUCCUCAUUUCUGGUGCCAAGGUCCUCGAAGGUGUCGGAGAGUAUGUGGUCAUUGCAGUGGGAAAGACGAGUUUCAACGGGCGUAUCAUGAUGGCUAUGCGCGGUGAUGCCGAAGAAACACCCCUCCAGAUCAAACUCAACAAUCUCGCCGAGCUCAUUGCCAAGCUCGGUGGUGCCGCUGGUCUCCUCCUCUUUACCGCCUGUAUGAUCCGCUUCUUUGUCGGCCUCAAGACCGACCCUGAUCGCUCGGCCAACGACAAGGCGCAGGCAUUCAUUCAAAUCUUGAUUAUUGCUGUCACCCUAGUCGUCGUUGCUGUCCCCGAAGGUCUCCCUCUGGCCGUCACGCUGGCUCUGGCUUUUGCCACCAAGCGAAUGACGAAACAGAACCUGCUUGUCCGUGUCCUGGGCUCGUGUGAGACGAUGGCAAAUGCUACCGUCGUCUGCACCGACAAGACCGGUACGUUGACGACAAACGUCAUGUCCAUCGUCGCCGGUUCUCUCGGUGUGCACGGUAAAUUCGUGCAAGACCUCGCUGAGAAUGCCGCUCGAUCCAAUGCCAAUGAGAUCGAAGGCCAGAACGAGCGAGACGACUUUUCAUUCGACAUGACUGACUUUAACAACAAUGCCUCCAAGCCUCUCCAGUCAUUGUUCAACGAAGCUGCUGCUGUCAACUCUACGGCUUUCGAGGAUACGGUUGAAGAUGGAAAGUUGAACUUUGUUGGAAGCAAGACCGAGUGUGCCUUGUUGCGUUUCGCAAAGGAGCAUCAGUGGGCCGACUAUCGCGAGACGCGAGAAUCCGCCGAGAUUGUCCAGAUGAUUCCCUUCAGCUCCGACCUCAAAGCUAUGGGUGUCGUUAUCAAGCUCGGUAACGGCAAGUACCGCUUCCACGUCAAGGGUGCCAGCGAGGUCUUGACCGGAAACUGUAUCAGCCAUGUCGUCGUCCAUGAGGGCGACAACAGCGGCGAUCGAGUCGAGACUGUCAACUUUGACGACCAGAGCCGGACCAAUAUCAGCAAGACCAUCAUCUUUUACGCCAACCAGUCUCUCCGUACCAUCGCGCUCUGCUACCGCGACUUUGAAUCCUGGCCUCCCAAGGGCUCCGAGCUGACUGCUUCGGACGAGGUGCCCUAUGUCGAUCUGUGCCAAGACUUGACGUUGAUGGCUAUCGUCGGUAUCGAGGAUCCCCUCCGAACUGGUGUGAGGGAGGCCGUGGAAAAGUGUCAAAAGGCUGGAGUGGCGAUCAAAAUGUGCACGGGUGAUAAUGUGUUGACUGCGAGGUCUAUCGCGAACCAGUGUGGGAUCUUUACGCCUGGAGGUGUGGUCAUGGAAGGUCCCAUCUUUAGAAAACUUUCCGACCAAGAUCGUUUGGAGAUUGUUCCCCGGUUACAAAUCCUCGCUCGAUCUUCUCCCGAAGACAAGAGGCUGUUGGUCAAGACGUUGAAGAGUAUCGGAGAAAUUGUGGGUGUCACGGGCGAUGGUACCAAUGAUGGACCUGCCUUGAAGCUCGCCAAUGUUGGAUUCGCCAUGGGUAUUGCUGGUACUGAAGUCGCGAAAGAAGCCUCCGACAUCAUUUUGAUGGACGACUCUUUCAGCAACGUCGUGCUCGCCAUCAUGUGGGGCCGAUGUGUCAACGACUCUGUCAAGAAGUUCCUGCAGUUCCAAAUCUCUGUCAACAUUACCGCCGUCGUCAUUACCUUUGUCACCGCCGUCGCCUCCUCUAGCGAAGAGUCUGUCCUGACUGCCGUCCAAUUGCUUUGGGUCAACUUGAUCAUGGACACGUUCGCCGCGCUCGCUUUGGCGACGGACCCGGCGACAGAGAGCUCGCUCGACCGAAAGCCAGACAAGAAGAAUGCGCCACUGAUCACGUUUGAAAUGUUCAAGAUGAUCCUGGUACAGGCGUUGUAUCAGAUCGUUGUCUGUUUGGUCUUGCACUUUGCGGGUCUCAGGAUCUUGGGUAUUGCGGAUACGGAUCAGAACAAUACCGAGCUCGGUGCUUUGGUAUUCAACAGUUUCGUCUUUUGCCAAAUCUGCAAGUGCUUCGACUUCGGCCUGCUGAACUGUCGACGUCUUGACCGCAAGCUCAAUAUCUUUGAGGGCUUCUGGCGUAACUGGUAUUUCAUCGUCAUCUUCUGUAUCAUGGUUGGCGGUCAAAUAUUGAUCAUCGAAGUCGGCGGUGCCGCCUUCCAGGUCACCCGUCUUGGUGGACGUGACUGGGGAAUCUCCCUCGUCAUCGGUGCCAUCUCUCUCCCCAUCGGCGUCAUCUGCCGACUCAUGCCCACUGAGCCUUUCGGUAGACUCCUCGUCAAGCUCCACAUCUAUGCCGAUCCCAACAAACUUCCUGCGCACUCUCCCGAUGCCGACGAACAGCAACAACAAUACAACUACAACCCUGCUUUGAGCCAGAUCAAGGACAACUUGGCGACUUAUGCCAAUAUCCGGGGCGGUAGACUGAGGGCGAGUUCGAUGGUGGCCAAGAGCAGGAGCGCGAGAUUACGGGAUGCCGAUAUUCAGCUUCCUUCGCUCCUCACCAUGGUUCCCACGCUUGUUGCCGGUACCGUCGGCGCUGGUGCUCACUGGGUCACACCGCAGCCCAACAACUCGCUUGGGCUGCACAACCCUGCCGGUCAAGACCCCUCACGGUCGACUCAUGAGCUGUAUAAUGGCAAGGUUCACCUGCACCCUCAGACAGAUCCCAACGACCCACUGUACGCCAGAUUUGGUCUGCGGCCGCCAAGCCCCAGCCAGCGUGGACCCCCCCCAGUGUCGAGCAACAGCAACGUCACGGGUGCUGCUGAAUCGAGCGAGCAAGUGUGA
Messenger RNA from Cryptococcus wingfieldii CBS 7118, 4284 nucleotides. Its product is annotated as calcium-translocating P-type ATPase, PMCA-type. Gene Ontology annotation, molecular function: P-type calcium transporter activity; ATP binding; ATP hydrolysis activity. Gene Ontology annotation, biological process: intracellular calcium ion homeostasis; calcium ion transmembrane transport. Bases 1 to 4284 code for a protein of 1427 amino acids. The record is from RefSeq and is a predicted model, not a curated record. NCBI's taxonomy places the organism in Eukaryota, Fungi, Basidiomycota, Tremellomycetes, Tremellales, Cryptococcaceae. The transcript has 8 exons. Gene Ontology annotation, cellular component: intracellular membrane-bounded organelle; membrane.